This is a messenger RNA of Tigriopus californicus, 979 nucleotides long. RefSeq lists its product as uncharacterized. The record is from RefSeq and is a predicted model, not a curated record. The transcript is spliced from 3 exons. Bases 132 to 932 code for a protein of 266 amino acids. Lineage: Eukaryota; Metazoa; Arthropoda; Copepoda; Harpacticoida; Harpacticidae.
UAAAAAAUUGCAUUCAAAUGACGUUCCAGGCACAACGGCAGUCCCGAAAUCCUUCGAGAAUCCAGGUAAAAAUCAAGCUUGGCCAACCAUGUCUAAUGCAAGGAUGAACAGAAGUGGGUGGUAAAACCAAGAUGGAACAUUGGGAGAAACUCGGCGCGGGUGUUUUGGGUUUACUCGUGGCUGUGUGUGCUAUAUUUUUCGUAUUUGACCGACUUUUAAAAUUAAGAAAUGACCAACGGCACCAACAACCCGAUUCUCGAGUCGGGAUUCCGAUGGUGUUCCGCUCGUCAGCCGGGAAAUCUGGGUCGCAAAUCCCCCGUGAAGAUAUGGAACGAUUGAUCUAUGAGGAGUACUCCACGGAACAAUACGAGAUCGUGUUGGCUACUGCAGAAACUUCAGAGAAAGCCGUGGCCAUUUGUGUCUACUUGAGUGACCUGAGGGUGGAGUACUAUUGUCAACGAUUUCCGGAGUGUUGUGUCAAUAAUUCCGAGGAGUUUUCGCUGAGAAAUGUGGUGGGGGCUAUCAAUUUGUGGGGCCCGGGUUGGAAUGGGGCCGAUUCGGUGGCGAUAUUGUGCCAAGAUCGAGAAGUUGUCUUGGCUGUCAACGACGCAAGUGAAAAUCGAAUAAAAAGCAUCUUGGAAAGAUACGCUCAAAAGUUCGAAUAUGGCAUGAACUUUCAGUUGGGUGACAACUUCUUCUGUUCUGAUGUCGAUGGUCAAGAGGUUUGGGAAUCCGCCAAUGCCAUCGCCAAGCGUCUGUUAGACGCCAAGACUGUCGAGGACGAGACCAAAGUGUGGUCCUCAUUUAUUUUGGAACACUGGGAAAGGACCCGCAGGGACGAGAAAUUGCAAGAUCAAUUCCAUUUUGUGCCCCACCCAGGUCCUUUAUCCGAGUUGGAUGAGAAGGAUAUUGCUCCUCUAAUCGACAUUUAGACUGCACGACCUAAUGCCAAUGAAUAAAUAUAUAUUGUUGUUGUGUU